Messenger RNA from Apis dorsata (giant honeybee), 3129 nucleotides. RefSeq names its product major facilitator superfamily domain-containing protein 6 (gene jef). The record is from RefSeq and is a predicted model, not a curated record. The transcript has 11 exons. Gene Ontology annotation, cellular component: membrane. NCBI's taxonomy places the organism in Eukaryota, Metazoa, Arthropoda, Insecta, Hymenoptera, Apidae. The coding region runs from base 5 to 2827 and encodes 940 amino acids.
AGUCAUGCAGAAUUAUGGACACGAGGAUUACGAUUACGGGGCAACGGAGGGUGGGCAACAACAGGAGACAGGUGGUGGUAGAACGUUACCACAGGUGCCAGGCGUGAGGCCCAUGGUCGACCCCCAUGCCCACGGCGAGGUCGACCCAAGCCUUUAUCCCCAGGCGAAGGAGGCGACGCACAAGAUCCGUGGAAAAAGCGACGUGAUCGAGUACCUGUUCGGCUCCGUGGACCAAGAACUGCUCACGGUGAAGACGUUCUAUUUCUUCUUCUACUCGGCGUUCGGCUCCCUGUUCCCGUUGAUGGGCGUCUAUUUCAAGCAGAUGGGGAUGAACGCCGGCCAAUGCGGCCUUCUGAUGGGGCUCAGACCUUUCAUCGAAUUCCUCAGCGCGCCUUUCUGGGGCUCGUUGGCUGACAGGUGGCAGAAGGGUAAAUUGAUCUUUCUCGCCUCCCUCUCUUGCUGGAUCAUCUUCACUCUACCCCUAGCCUUCAUGCAACCACCGGCCACUUCGUGCAUGGUUAGAAGGAACAGCACCGAGUGGUUGGAAGCGCCGAAUCCGAAAACUAGGAUAGUUAAACGAUCCACCAGCCUCGAAGACUUUUAUCGUCAAAACGACGAGGAAUGUUUAGAAAUAGCGGACAACGUCGUGUUCGAGAGAUUGCGAAAGGACACGAAUCUGGAUCCGUUGACGGCGCUCCGCUCGCAAACGAGGAAGGAGCACGAGAAGGGAAAUCACGACAACAACAGGUUUCGAAGAGAGACGCAACAAGGAUCGACCGAGGACAGCCCUGUGGAGGAUCUAAAGUACAAACAACUGGUGUUCGAGGAGAACGAUCCCGAAGCGAAGACCAUCGACUUCGAAACUUUGCAAAGGAAAAACCGUCCCGCCGACGUGCUCGAGUACAAGCGUUUUCUCAACAAUCAACCUUUGGACGACGGGAAACCGCCUAAGAAAGCGUACACGCAUACCAAAACCAGGGUGAAACCACCCCCCACCAAGGUGAUGGUGAAACGAGACGCGAACAAGGAAACUUGGACGGAGAACGACUCGAGCGUGUUCGAGCCUCGGCAACAGUGGUCCACGAUGAAGAAACUGCGAAAGAUGUCUUUGAACGAGGACGAGGAGGAGGAAAACGAUAAGGAGAACGAGGUGGAACCGCCAUUGGUCAGGACGAAACGAUACGUCAGGAUACCUCACUCUGGCCAGAGCCCUCACACCGUGUCCUACGCAGCGAAUUACAACGAGCAGGAGAACAAGGGUUGGGUGAAACCUCUGUUCAGCUCCAUCGUGUACAGAUUACCGGAUAUCCAAAAAACCUUCUUCCUCCUGUUGUUGCUGGUGAUAGUCGGAGAAUUCUUCUCGGCCCCCGCCAUCACUCUCGCGGACUCCGCUGUGAUCACAUUGCUAGGCGAGGACGCGGAUAGAUACGGUCACCAGCGAAUGUUCGGCAGCUUGGGCUGGGGCCUGGCCAUGUUCUUCGUGGGCAUCGCGUUGGACCACAGCACCGCCUUCUCCGAGCAUCCUUGCGGCCCAGACGCGAGGGAGAAGAACUACACGAUCUGCUUCGCGAUCUUCAGCGUCCUCAUGGGUGCCGCUCUCAUCACCGCAACCCAGAUCAACUUCAAGUACGACUUCCCCAUAACGGAACCGGAAGUGGAGAAGCCUCCCGCGGAGCCAACGAGGGAGGAACAGCUGCAGAGCCAAUUGUCUCAGCAAUUGAAUCUACCCAGUCUCCAAGACUCGUCGGCAGCGGUGAAUCCAAAGCCGCAACCUCCGGAAGACAAGACGAAAAUGUUCGCCCAAACGAUGCGAGAGAUCCCGGAAUGGGUGACCGUGUUGAAGCAAUUCAAGAAUCUCAAAUGCGCUUCCUUUCUGUUCGUCGCCUGGUUCAUGGGCUUCGGNUUGAUCUUCACCUUCCUCUUCUGGCACCUUCAAGAUUACGGUGGAACACCGACUCUCUUCGGCGUCGCCUCCGUCAUCAACCAUAUUUCCGAGAUAUUCGCCUACUUCUUCAGUUUCAAACUGAUCCGUCAGAUCGGCCACGUGAAGGUAUUGUGCAUGGGGCUGGGGGGGAACGUUCUACGAUUCCUCUACAUAUCCUGGCUCACUAUCCCGUGGUGGGUGUUGCCGUUCGAGUUCAUUCAAGGGAUAACCCACGCGGCGGUCUGGGCAGCGUGUUGCAGCUACAUCUCUCACAACACGCCUCCUCAACUGCGCACGAGCGCGCAAGGUGUUCUUCAAGGGAUCCAUCACGGUCUUGGCAGGGGAUGCGGGGCUGUGAUCGGUGGCAUGUUCGUAGAUGCUUACGGGACAACUGCCACGUUCAGAGCUUACGGCCUCAUUUGCAUCGUGGUCCUCGGCGCGUUCAUCUUCAUCAACUUCUACAGGAAGGACACCGGUUUCGUGUCCGAAUUGCCCCAAACGGAGGAUCCGCACCAGGUAGCGGAGGCGACCCACCUGGCGCCGCACGGCGUACCCAGCAACGCCAUCCCUCGUGCCCUCAGCUCGACCAGAUUACACGAGCUUGCUAAUCAGGAGACCGGGUACGGGGCUACUUAUCAGACCACGGGCGGAAAUCUCGGUGUACCAGGUGCGAAUGGCGGCCCAGUGAACCCGACGAAUCCAUUUCUGAACAGCGGAGGCGCAGGCGAAUAUAAUUACGGUAUGACUGGCAAUGGAGGGGACGAGUAUAUCCGUAGGAGCUUCCAGCUUUACAAUGAGGUGAUCAGAGAAUUGGACCUGUUUAAACCACCGCCGAUAGUGACCCAUCUACACGCUCAACAACCAUGCACCAACCCUUUCCAUCAGGACGACUACGAGUGGUAACAGUCCGGGAUGUUCGAUCCCACUUGAGGUGAUCAGGAUGCUCGUGGAACGUUGGUCGGUAAUCGGCUCGUUCACCGGAGAACCAACGAACGAAGGACCAGCUUCGAAGUGCUAGGCAGAAGAAAUUUUUACGGUCAAGCAGGCUCGAUUAACCUGGAAACCCCUUGGUGCCUCCUUGGAGGAGCGACGAUAUCAUUCCUUGCAUUUUAAAUUGGAAACGUUUGCUAACUAGCUAUGGGAUGGAAAUUGCUUUCGACGAAUCAAUCUCGUUAUAUAUAUAGAAGAGAAUAAUAAAGAAUAAA